GGACAGGGAAGGAAAGAGAGUCAGAGCAGCGGGGCUGUGGACUACGAUGGAUCGGAACCGCGGUCACUCCGUGAAGCUGAAUGAUGGACACUUCAUGCCAGUGCUUGGAUUAGGCACUUAUGCCCCUGAGGACACUCCUAAGAGCAAGGCUGGCGAGGCAACCAAAACGGCUAUUGACGUAGGUUACCGACACAUCGAUUCGGCAUACAUGUAUCAAAAUGAGAACGAGGUUGGAGAGGCCAUUCGAGAGAAGAUUGCGGAUGGUACUGUGAAGAGAGAGGACAUAUUCUACACCACCAAGCUUUGGCCUACUUUCUUUCAACCAGAAUUGGUUCAACCAGCACUGGAAAGAUCUCUGAAGAAACUUCAACUGGACUAUGUGGAUCUCUUCCUUAUUCAUGUACCAUGUGCUCUUAAGCCUGGGGAGGAAUUGCUGCCAGAGGAUGCAAGUGGGAAAGUCAUGUUAGACACUGUGGACAUUCGUGACACAUGGGAGGCCCUGGAGAAGUGUAAAGACUUGGGUUUAGCCAAGUCCAUCGGAGUGUCUAAUUUCAAUCACAAGCAACUGGAGAUGAUCCUGAACAAACCAGGGCUCAAGUACAAGCCCACCUGCAACCAGGUGGAAUGUCACCCUUAUCUCAACCAGAGCAAACUCCUGGAGUUCUGCAAGUCCAAGGACAUUGUUCUAGUUGCCUACAGUGCGCUGGGAUCCCACAGAGACCCAAAGUGGGUGGACAGUGACAGCCCACAUCUCUUGGAGGAGCCAGUCUUAAAAGCCAUUGCCAAGAACCACCAUAGAAGCCCAGGCCAGGUGGCCCUGCGCUACCUGCUGCAGCGGGGCAUAGUGGUUCUGGCCAAGAGCUUCAAUGAGAAAAGAAUCAAAGAGAACUUCCAGGUGUUUGACUUUGAAUUGACUCCAGAGGACAUGAAAGCCAUUGAGGGCCUCAACAGAAAUUUCCGAUACGCUAAAUUCCAGUUUGUUGCUAAUCACCCUUAUUAUCCAUUUUUGGAAGAAUAUUGACCAUGAGCUAUCAAAUAUCACCACCAGAAGUUCCUGCUUCUAGGAUGUGUGGAGAGGAUGUCUAUAGUUGGCGGAGGAGAUUAGGAAGUAGUGUCUGUAAUUUCAGGUUGCUUUCCUUUCCUUUUUUCAUUUAUGAACUAACAAAGAUUUCAA
Messenger RNA from Propithecus coquereli (Coquerel's sifaka), 1174 nucleotides. Its product is annotated as prostaglandin-E(2) 9-reductase-like. Gene Ontology annotation, molecular function: steroid dehydrogenase activity; aldose reductase (NADPH) activity; ketosteroid monooxygenase activity. The coding region runs from base 47 to 1021 and encodes 324 amino acids. Gene Ontology annotation, cellular component: cytosol. NCBI's taxonomy places the organism in Eukaryota, Metazoa, Chordata, Mammalia, Primates, Indriidae. Gene Ontology annotation, biological process: steroid metabolic process. The record is from RefSeq and is a predicted model, not a curated record. The transcript has 9 exons.